This is a messenger RNA of Ananas comosus (pineapple), 1867 nucleotides long. Its product is annotated as probable polyamine transporter At3g19553. The transcript is spliced from 2 exons. The coding region runs from base 158 to 1630 and encodes 490 amino acids. NCBI's taxonomy places the organism in Eukaryota, Viridiplantae, Streptophyta, Magnoliopsida, Poales, Bromeliaceae. Gene Ontology annotation, cellular component: membrane. Gene Ontology annotation, biological process: transmembrane transport. The record is from RefSeq and is a predicted model, not a curated record. Gene Ontology annotation, molecular function: transmembrane transporter activity.
AUUUGCACUCGUAAUUUAUAAAAGAGAAUAAAUCAUUUGCUUGACCCUACGCACACCCUUUUAAAUUUUAAUUCCAACCCUUUUAAUUCGUCGUCGUCGGCGUCCUCGUCUUCAUCCUCCUCCUCCUCCUCCUCCUCGAGCUCGAUUAGCUCCAUUAAUGGGGGAGGUGGUGGGGGAGCCCGAUCGCCAGUCGUCGUCGUCCUCCUCCUCGGAUGCGGGGGGCGCGGCUCCCCCACGGCGGCGGCCCCUGGGGGUGCUCCCGCUCAUCGCCCUGAUCUUCUACGACGUGUCCGGGGGCCCCUUCGGGGUGGAGGACUCGGUGCGCGGGGGCGGGGGCCCGCUCCUCUCCCUGCUGGGGUUCGUGCUCUUCCCGGCGAUCUGGUCCCUCCCGGAGGCGCUGAUCACGGCGGAGCUGGCCUCGUCCUUCCCGGAGAACGGCGGGUACGUGCUGUGGAUCUCGUCGGCGUUCGGGCCGUUCUGGGGGUUCCAGGAGGGGGUGUGGAAGUGGGUGUCGGGCACCAUGGACAACGCCCUCUACCCGGUCCUCUUCCUCGACUACCUCCGCGGCUCGCUCCCGCUCUUCGCCCUCCCCGCCGCGCGCGCCCCGGCCCUCGUCGCCCUCACCGCCGCGCUCACCUUCCUCAACUACCGCGGCCUCCACCUCGUCGGCCUCUCCGCCCUCGCCCUCACCGCCUUCUCCCUCUCCCCCUUCGUCGUCCUCGCCCUCCUCGCCGCCCCGCGCCUCCGCCCCGCGCGCUGGCUCGCCUUCGACCCCAAAGCCCUAGACCUCCGCACCUACUUCAACAGCAUGUUCUGGAACCUCAACUACUGGGACAAGGCCAGCACCCUCGCCGGCGAGGUCGACAACCCUAGCCGCUCCUUCCCCAGGGCCGUGUUCGGGGCCGUGGGGCUCGUCGUCGCCUCCUACCUCGUCCCGCUCAUGGCCGGCACCGGCGCCAUGGCCGGCUCCUCGCCGGAGAAUUGGACCGACGGCUACUUCGCCGAGGUCGGCAUGGCCAUCGGCGGGCCCUGGCUCCGCUGCUGGAUCCAGCUCGCCGCCGCCAUGUCCAACAUGGGCCUCUUCGAGGCCGAGAUGAGCAGCGACUCCUUCCAGUUGCUCGGCAUGAGCGAGAUGGGGAUGCUCCCCGCCGUCUUCGCCCGCAGAUCGAAAUAUGGAACCCCAACUUUUAGCAUCCUGUGCUCGGCGACAGGGGUUAUCCUCUUAUCCUGCAUGAGCUUUCAAGAGAUAAUCGAAUUCCUCAACUUCCUGUACGCUCUAGGAAUGCUUCUCGAGUUUGCCGCUUUCGUAAAACUCAGAAUAAAGAAGCCAGAUCUUCAUAGGCCGUACAAAAUCCCCGUCGGAACAGUCGGUGCAGUACUUAUCUGCAUACCCCCGACUUUCUUAAUCCUUAUCGUCAUGAGCUUGGCCUCAAUCCGAACAUUCAUUGUUAGCGGGAGUGUUAUGGUGUUCGGAGCUCUCCUCUAUUUUGGCAUAGAAUACAUUAAGGAUAAAACGUGGGUCAGUUUUAUUCCCAAUCCCGUGCCGUCUGAGAAUUGUUUCGGAUCUCUGCCGGUGCAGAUUCAGGAAACGCAUGACGAUGCUUCUGCAAGUCUUUUGCGGGAACCGUAAGACCCGGAAAUUACUCUCGAAGGUGUAUUCAAAGUGGAAUAGGAAAUUGUUGUACCAUUUAAGCUUGAUGCAAUGUGCAGCAACUGUUUAUAGAUGUAUCCUUUUCGUUGUAAAGAACAGAAUGUUGUAGAUUCGGAUACCAGCUGAUAGUUGUAAAAUCAAUUAUUUGUUAUUGAUCAGAAUGUUGCAUAAAUUGGGUGACACAUUAAUGAAAUAUAUGUUUUUAUGCAUCUGUUU